Messenger RNA from Acanthochromis polyacanthus (spiny chromis), 2266 nucleotides. Its product is annotated as FILIA-N KH-like domain-containing protein. The record is from RefSeq and is a predicted model, not a curated record. The transcript is spliced from 4 exons. The coding region runs from base 61 to 1047 and encodes 328 amino acids. NCBI's taxonomy places the organism in Eukaryota, Metazoa, Chordata, Actinopteri, Pomacentridae.
AGUGACAUCCUCCAGCUCCACAUUCAGACCCUCCGGACUUUCCAGCGGUGAUCAUCCGUCAUGGACCUGGACCCCACCGUCGUCCUGCCCGCCAUCCUCUUCACCGUCGUGGCUAUUUACUUCGCCUCGUCUCUGCUCACCAAGAAGCCCGACGCCUCCUCUGCCGGGAAACAGAAGCCCAAAGUCGGCUACGGAGAUGACAUCCCUCCGUCCAGAGCUCUGGCGCCGCAAUUCGCAGCCUCCCCGAGACCUGAGCCUCCUGCCCCGGCUGUAGAGGACAUCGGAGCCGCGGAGAAGAUCCAGGACGUCCCGGCGCCUAAAGUUGAGGCUGCCCCAGAACCAGUACCAGAACCUGUCCUUGAACCAGUCAAAGUACCAGAGUCUCCAGUAGAAGCACCCACAGCACCAGAACCUGUCCCUGGACCAGUUAAAGUACCAGAGCCUCCAGCAGAAGCACCUGCAGCACCAGAGCCCGUCAUAGUAGCAGAACCUGUUCCAGAACCAGUCAAAGUACCAGAAGUAGCUGCAGUACCAGAACCUACUCCAGAACCAGAACCAGUCCCAGAACCAGUAUCAGUACCGGAACCUGUUCCAGAACCAGUCCCAGAGCCAGUGUCAGUGCCCGAACCUGUCCUAGAACCAGUAUCAAAGCCCGAACCUGUCCCAGAGCCUGAGCCUGUACCAGAGCAGGUAUCAGAACCAGCUGCAGUCCCAGAACCAAUCUCUGUCCCUGAACCUGCCCCAGAACCUGUUGUCGAGUCUGAACCAGUGUCUGAACCUGAAAAAGUGGUGGAGUCAACUGAGCCAGAACCAGAGAUCAGUGUGAACAACGAUGUGGCUGAAGCUGACGAUCAGGUGAAGUUCAUUCCGGGGAAGAAACAGAGCAAGUUUGAGACCAUGAUGACGAAGGAGGAGAUCGAGGAGGAGCAGAGGGUGCAACAGGAGCAGCUGGCGGCCAUCUUUCUUCUGCUCAGGGAGAACCAGGAAGUGCUCGGCGAGGUGACGGAGGGCGACAUGGAGGAGCAGCUGAAGCUCUACUCUCUCUGAGACGCCUUCUUCAUCAUCAUCGUCAUCAUGGGAUGGUUACCACGGCAACACCGACUCACCACAGCUGGAUGUGAAUCGUUGUUAAAGAAUUUUAUUUCCCGUCACACGUUCAGAUCGACUCGCUAUUUAUUAAAUACUGUAAAAAAAAUAGUGCUUAGCUGUCAUUUUUUAGAAACCUGGAUGGGUUACUCCUGGUUUGUUAAUUUACAGAUAAUAUCUUAGAAAAUCACAGAAAAAAGCGUUCAUUUACAUGUUGACUGUCAAAAAGCAGGAAAAGAAUAGCGUCAAAAAUCCAAAAAUUUACAAAUAAUCAUUCAACUGAAUAAUGGUGAAUAUUUUUCAAACUUAUUUUAAAGAUUUUCUCUGUUUUGUUCAUUUCUUGAUAAUUUCAACUAAAAUCACAAAAAUAUUAUUUAAAAAAAUGAAAACAGAAAACAGGUCAAAACUGGAAAAAAUCGGUAUUUUUACAAAAUAAUAAUUUGUUCUUUUUUACCCCUUGACUGCAAAAUGAAAGCUUUAAUGUAUUUAAAACCUCCAAAAAUAUCAUUAUCUUCCAUAUAUUUGCUGUUAUUUUAAAGUAAAAAUAUUUAUAAUGAUUGAAAAAUGCAAAAAUUUUACAGCAUUUUUUUUUACAAAUUGUAUUUUGUUUAAUUGCAGAUGAUGUCUAAUAAAGCCAUGAAAAAAAGCGUUAAUUUAUAUGUUGACUGUAAGAAAAAAGGCUCAAGCUGUAAAUAAUGUUCACAUCUGUGUUUUUUACAAUUAGUAAUUUGCUCUUAAAAUUACAGUUUUACUGUCUUUAAAACAGCUAACAACAUUAUUUUAUAAUGUUUUACAUUAUAUAUCUAAUAAUACAAAAACAUUGUGUAAUAACACUAAUAUUCAGCUGAUAUUCAUUAGAAUACUUCACCACUUUGCAAAAAAAAUUCUGCUUUUUCUCGAAUUAAUUGCAUUUUUGGAAAUAUUUUAAACAUUUACUUUAUGACUUCCCUCCCUUUUUAAAAAAUAUUUUCACUUGAUUCUUUACAUGUUUAUUUUUUCCUGACACUUGAGGAUAAUUCUAGAAUUAAUAACUGGUGUUUCUGUCUGUUCUGGAUCACACGCUGUCUCAUACCUGCUCUGUGUGUUUUUUUUUUUUUUUAGCUUUUAUUUAUUUAAGGUUUAAUUUGAAAUGACUUCUGUAAAGACUUUUUUAUGAUAAUAAAUGAAUAUUAAAGCUUUA